AGGAUGUUGUCAGUCGAUCCAGCGAUGUCAGGGCGAACGAGACGAAGUUAUGACGCUUCUCUUGCUAUUCUCCCGCCACUAUUAUUUUCGUUGUCGUCGUCGUCGUCGUCGUUGUUUGUGGUGGUGGUGUGGUGGUGGUGUGGUGGUGGUGAUGUUCCGCUAAUCCGUUCUCUUUUUAAAGACAUUGUUUUCCCUGUCGAUGGUUUAAAUGCUAAGACAAGGUUCACUUGAAAAGAACGUGAUCGUGAAUGAGAUAUCAGUGACAAAUUAUUUACAUACAAGUUACAUUUCAUAGAAUUUGCUAUACUGCGAAUAUUUUUACAAAGAAUUUCAAAGAAUUCGAAGAAUUUGGACUGCCAGACUUCUCUUGUUCUUCUCCUCUCAUUUGUGUGUGUGGCUUUUUCCAGACAUUUUGUCUGGAGCACAGAGAAGGUUUUCUAUUUCCGGCUCUAUAUCGACUCUCAGUGGAGGAAAGUUGGUGAAAAACCUUCUCGUCUCUUCGGUGAUAUUAAUUUACGUCUCUUCUCUCGGUUAUUUUGUUCUUUUUUCUAUUUUCGAACCACAAAAGUAGAAAGCCGAGAAACGAUGCGGCAUACCGCAAAAGAAAAAAUUCCGUUUUUUUGUUAAUUAUACAACGAACAAGUAAAAGAAUUGAUAUUAUUAACUGUAGGAUUUAGUGGUAAACCUAUAAAGUGUAUUUAAGAAGAUACGAGGAAGAUUUUUUGUGGAUAAAAGAAAUUGGUCGAUGGUUAGAGACAUUGAUAUUUACGAAUGAAAAUCGACUCGAUAACAGAUACUCGGUUAUCGGUAUACCGGAGUGAGUGACUCUACUAAGGAGUCGGUAACUUCGACACUCGAAACCGACUGGUAGGUAAGAUUACACCUUGGGGAAAGGCACAAAGACACAGGGGACCGGUUGCAUCGGGACACCAGAUAGAGAAGGGUAAAUCGGAAAAGACAACGACAUUCGAUUGUCGUAACUCGUGGAAGAAGGGUCGAUUUUCCUUUGAUCGAAACAUCUUCAGGAUUAUCGUUUCGUCACAGAUGGCGAGAUGACAAUAACCUCUUUGCGAGGAACUACUUGAAGAUCCCAAGACCGAAGCAUCCAGGUAGUGUGGUGCAUCCAGGACGAUGAACCAAAUCGUCAGGAUGUCGUCCUUGUUUUUUCCUAUUUCCAUUUAAAAGACGUCGUUUAUAAAUAUGGAGUGGUUGUCGCGUUGUGUUUGUGGCUCCAAAAAAAAGGAUCCUGAUAAGGAAGAAAACAAACUGAAAGAGACCAAUCGGCACAAUAGAAAAAAAUCCAAAAUUUUCGAUGACUCUUCAUCCUUGCCUCCUCCUCCUCCGCUCGAUGUAUCGCCGAGUUGCGAUAAAUCCUUUAACGUGGACGAGGUUAUAAAACAGAACCUCAAAGUGAAUAAUAAAAAGGAGGAUGAUGAAAUAUUGUUGGACGAGAGAGAGGACAAAUUGGACAAAAAAAUCGAUCGAGAUGAAGUUUCCACGAGUGAUGGUGGUCUCCUCUUGGAAUUUACUUGGACGACCAACGAGAAGAGAUUUAGUCACGAAAAUGAUUUUAAUAGAUUGAUCGAAAAUGAAGACUCGGUAUAUCAAGAUUCAAGUAACGAGGAGGGUGAGGAGGAGGGUGAGGAAGAGGAUCAUCGAUACAGCGAGGAUUCUUUGAGCAAGGAUUCCUCGAAAGAUUAUCGAUCGGUGGAGGAGGAAGAAAUCUUGGAAAAAUCAACAGCAACGUCCGUUAGUACAUCUAGUCCUGCAUUUGAGUUGUUAACAACUGGUGAAAGGCAAGAAGAUGAUACGUUUUCGGAGAAUUCGUUGAAAAUUUCUAGAGCUAGAAGAAACGAGGAGAGGAUAUCAUCGAGGAUCAACUUUCCUAUCAAAAGUCCUUCUAAUGAUUACGAUAUUGGAUCGAAGAAUCGAGACAAAUCCCUGAUAGCAACGAAACAGAAGAAGAAAAAUAGCAUUAAAAGAUCGAAAUGUAGCAAAGAUGUUGUCGAACGUUCUUCCCCCUCAGUUUCUCUAAAUAAAAAAUCUAUAAAUAAAUGCAAAAACAAGUUUGAAUUGAACGUCGAUGAAUCGUCGACCUCUGUAAAAUCAGCUACCUUCGAUAAGAAAGAUUUGAAAAAGAAGUUGAAUUCUUGUAGUUUCGAAGUAAAACUUGAAGAUAAUCACGAAAAUCGUGCAAGUGGAAAAAAAGAUAAAGGAAGAGAAGGAGGAUCCAUGAUACCAAGACCUUCGUCUCAUAAUCGAAUUAAACGGGAAAUGAUAGGUCCUGUUAAAUCGCAAAACGAAGAGAACGGUCGCGUUCAUUCGGCUAUCGUCUCUGGUGUCAAUUGGGAGCAACGUACCGUGACUGUAGAAUGGUUCGAAAAAGGAGAAACCAAAGGAAAAGAGGUGGAGAUCGAUGCGAUUCUCGCCUUGAAUCCGGAAUUAAAUAAAAAGACGAUGGGACCACCGCAAAUGAAUAAUGUGGUAGAAUUAGUAAAGGACUCUUCCGGCGAGGAGGAUGAGGGGGUUGACGAAUUGGAAAAUCAGGAAGAAGGUUCACUCGGACGACACGGUGGUGGCGGUCACACCGCAAGAAAUGGCCUUACAUCCGCAACGCUUCCUGUACGAGUCACAUCUCGUCUUUCGUACUCCUCGAGGCCGUCGGUUCCAGUUAAAGUGAAUACGAGACAAACAUCACGACAAACAGGUCGACCGACAAACAUUAUGGCUCCAGUAACGUCAGUAAAUGGUCAUGGUGAUUCUGUUUCUGGAUUGACGGGAAGACGAGAAUUAGAGAAUAUACCACCACCGGCACCGAUGACACAGUUAAAUCUUACGAGUGUCCCUCAGAGUAAGCAAAAGCAAGCUCAGUUACAACAACAGCAGCAACAGCAACAGCAACAACAACAACAACAACAACAACAACAGCAAGCACAACAGCAACAACAAGCACAAUUAGAGAAUGGUAGAGGUAGACGAUCCAAUGUCGUUAAGGAAGUAGAAAGACUGAAAAAAAAUAGAGAAGAAAGGAGACAACGCCAGGCAGAACUUAAAGAAGAAAAGGAAGCUCUGAUGAAUUUAGAUCCAGGCAAUCCUAAUUGGGAAUUUCUUGCCAUGAUUAGAGAAUAUCAGAAUAGUAUAGAAUUUCGGCCAUUGCGAGAAACUGAUACCGUUGAGGAUCAUCAGAUCACUGUAUGCGUGAGAAAACGACCAUUGAAUAAGAAAGAAGUGGCACGUAAAGAAGUCGACGUGAUCAGUGUGCCCAGUAAAGGUCAAAUGGUAGUCCACGAGCCAAAAGCCAAAGUAGAUUUGACGAAAUAUUUGGAAAAUCAGAUUUUUAGGUUCGAUUAUGCGUUUGACGAAACAUGUAACAAUGAGAUAGUCUACAAAUACACAGCAAAGCCAUUGGUACAGACGAUUUUUGAAGGUGGUAUGGCUACAUGUUUCGCCUACGGACAAACUGGUAGUGGAAAAACACAUACUAUGGGUGGUGAUUUUAAUGGUAAAACGCAGGACUGUAAAAAGGGUAUAUACGCUAUGGUUGCUAAGGAUGUCUUCAAAUGUCUUAAAAUGGCGAAAUAUCGUCCAUUAAAUCUCGUUAUCUCUGCUAGUUUUUUCGAAAUCUAUUCUGGAAAAGUGUUUGAUCUCUUGGCGGAUAAAGAGAAGUUGAGAGUAUUAGAGGAUGGGAAACAACAAGUUCAAAUAGUUGGACUAACGGAAAAAGUAGUAGAAACGUGUGAUGAGGUAUUAAAAUUGAUACAACAUGGUAACAGCGCUAGAACGAGUGGUCAAACCAGCGCAAAUUCCAAUUCUUCGAGGUCACACGCGAUAUUUCAAAUAAUAGCAAGAACCUCGGGUACGCACAGAGUGCACGGAAAAUUUUCUCUAGUUGAUCUUGCUGGAAAUGAAAGAGGCGCCGAUACUUCUUCAGCGAAUAGGCAAACGCGUAUGGAGGGUGCUGAGAUAAAUAAAUCCUUGCUAGCGUUAAAGGAGUGUAUUCGUGCUCUAAGUCGUAAAGGAGCACACUUGCCUUUCAGGGCAAGUAAAUUGACUCAGGUGUUGAGGGAUAGUUUUAUUGGUGAAAAAUCCAAAACUUGUAUGAUAGCGAUGAUUAGUCCUGGUAUGAGUUCUUGCGAGCAUUCAUUAAACACAUUAAGGUACGCGGAUAGAGUAAAGGAAUUAGCUGCAACUGAUCCAUCGGAAAUCAAAGUUUCACCUACGGACGAUGAUCGAGGACUGAAGAUAGAAGAACAGGCUAACAAUAGCGUUCUUUCAGACAGUGAUCUUGCACAACUUCGAUCUUUGAAUGAAGGUGAACUUUCGCAAGACCUCUAUACUUUUCACGAAGCAGUUUCUGUUUUACAAAUGUUAGAAGAGGAGGUAUUAGAUACACACAAAAUGGUAAUGGACAACUCGACCAGAUUUCUCAAUGAAGCACACAGUGUAUUCAGUGCAACACACGAAGUGGACUACGAUCAAGAAGAUUUCAGAAGGAAAAGAACAAAGUUUGAGUCACCCUACCUAAGGAGCUUCUCGUUGCAUAGGCGUCUGAUAGAAAGAAAACUAUUUUCGGAUGCGUAUGCCCAGAAAUGGGAGCAGUUGUUGGUGCAGCAACGUGACAGCCUGAACGCUGCAUUGGACCAAGUCAGUCAAUUUCGAAGCCAGUUACUGCAAGAAGAACAAAUCAGUCAGAAGAUGACGCGAACGCGCAACUUGCGAUAUAAUUAAAGACGUAAAAAUCUAAAAGCAUACACUCAUUACCGGAAGGAAGGAAGGAAGGAAGAAAGGAAGAAAAGA
Messenger RNA from Polistes dominula (European paper wasp), 4797 nucleotides. It is a transcript of the gene Klp10A, whose product is annotated as kinesin-like protein 10A. Gene Ontology annotation, cellular component: microtubule. Gene Ontology annotation, molecular function: microtubule motor activity; ATP binding; microtubule binding. The record is from RefSeq and is a predicted model, not a curated record. Lineage: Eukaryota; Metazoa; Arthropoda; Insecta; Hymenoptera; Vespidae. Gene Ontology annotation, biological process: microtubule-based movement; microtubule depolymerization.